Molecule: messenger RNA, 1185 nt
Organism: Aspergillus sclerotioniger CBS 115572
Lineage: Eukaryota; Fungi; Ascomycota; Eurotiomycetes; Eurotiales; Aspergillaceae
Gene: rsm25
Product: mitochondrial 37S ribosomal protein mS23
Exons: 2
Coding region: 163-975 (270 amino acids)
Cellular component (GO): mitochondrial small ribosomal subunit
Molecular function (GO): structural constituent of ribosome
Source: RefSeq, a predicted model, not a curated record
AUCGGGUUCCCGAACCACCAUCCGUACGCCCCAAAGCCUGCCUCGAACGAGUCGAACCACCUGCGUGUCCAGGCCAAUUGAUCCUGCCGGCACUUGCUUCCUUCGUUAGGGUGGCUCUCCGACUGUCCGCCUCUCCCCCGCAGAUCCUGCACGGCCUUCACGAUGGGCAGAUAUAAUCUCGCGGCCCUCCGGGUUAGCCAACUCGCUGAUGCACGGGCGGCCCUCGGAAACACCAAGGCUUCAAAAACAACAGAUUCUUCCUCAUGGAUUGAUGUAUUGCACGACAUCCCCCCGGCUCAGGUCCUCGUACGGAAUCGGCCCCAACAACACCAACUGGUUCGCCAGCGUCUGAAAACUAUUCCCGGGGCAUCGAAGCCGCAGGCCGUCUUCGAAGUCCAGGAGAAACGCAUCAAGCCGAAGAAGGCAAGCCGCAUGUUUAUGCCGGUCGAGAUUAAAUACGAGGAAGACCAGCUGCGCAAGGAAUUCUUCCGCGACCAUCCCUGGGAACUUGCAAGACCCCGGAUCGUCCUCGAAAAGUCCGGCAAGGAUUUCGAAAGAUACAACUGGAGCCGGCUCCAGCAGCCGGGAAAGAACCUGGAUGGUGAAAGUGUUGUUCAGCGCCAGCUCUGGCUCCUUAAUAAUAUCCCCGAUAUGACCAAGAGCGCCGCCUAUGAUAUUGCACGCCGCGAGUUCUACCGACUCCGUCUACAGCAAGACAUUGAACGACGUGUUGCUGCCGAAGAGGCCGAAGCUACCGGUGCGGUGUUCGGACCGACACGCCUAGAAGUCGGUAUGGAUCUCGAGAACAAGGAGUUUGAGCGCUGGAAGGAGUGGGCCAAGUUAGAAGCCCAGCUUUCGGACCAGAGACUGGCUGCAUUCCUCGGAAACCCAGAAGUUCAGGUUGCUGCUUCUGCUGAGGAAUCGGAGCCAGCCUUGGAAGAUGACGCCCAGGAGAAGCUUGGGCAAGCACCAUGAACCCGGCGCGGUGGUCCUUUCUGGGAGUUUAGUAUAGUCAACCCCAGAGGAGAGGGGCUUUGCCAGACUCUCUAAUGGUUUAUGUACACUACUGGAUUAUUUUCAUAUUCUUUUUCUUGGGUUGCUCUGUUUUUCUUUCUUUCUUAUUUACCCUGUUGUUGUGAAUAAGAUCCUCGGGUCAUAUGUAUAGUUUUGUUAUUCUGAUAGCGC